GCGGUGUGUGUGCGCGCGCGCGUGUGUCUGUGUGUGUGUUGUAAGUUUAGUAGGAGCCGAGGAGGAGGAAGUGGAGGCUACAAAGAGCUGGGACACUUUUUAAAUCCGUGUCCCGCUGCUGCCGCCGCGGUGUCACCAUGAAGCCUGCGGCAGCUUGAGUCCGAACUUCAACACUUUUUAAAAUCUCUGCUGGACGGACGGACGGACGUCGGAGGUGAAUAUGAAGACGGCUCGGUCCCGGAUGGAAUAACGCGAUUUUUUUCCUCCUCAGUCGUCUGGAUCGAUCUGAUUUGGGGAAGAAAGGAAGAAAAUAUCGGAGAAAUACCGUUAUUUGCGAAGCAGAGCGAGACUAUGGGCUGCAUCAAGAGCAAAGAGGACAAGGACCCUGCCAUGAAAUAUCGACCAGAGAAUUCCUCAGCAACAGACCCUGCUGCUGCUACUCCUCAUGUAGGCCACUAUGGACCAGAACCCACCCAGCUCCAGCAGAGCCAGACUGCUUCAUCCUCAUCUGGUUCAGGGGCUGCAAACUUCAACCACACACUCGCACCAUUUGGUGGCACCUCUUCUGCUAUGACUCCAUUUGGAGGGGCCUCAACUUCAUUCUCUGCUUCCGUGUCAAACUCAUUCUCUGGCACCGUCUCAAGUGGAGUGACAUUCUUUGUGGCCUUAUAUGACUAUGAAGCCAGAACAUCAGAUGAUCUUUCAUUCAAAAAAGGAGACCGCUUUCAGAUAAUCAACAAUACAGAGGGAGACUGGUGGGAGGCUCGUUCCAUCAACACGGGCAAAAAAGGCUACAUCCCGAGCAAUUAUGUGGCCCCUGCUGACUCCAUCCAGGCAGAAGAGUGGUACUUUGGUAAAAUGGGCCGUAAGGAUGCAGAGCGGUUGCUGUUGAGUGCAGGGAAUAAUCGAGGAACUUUUCUGGUGCGAGAAAGUGAAACAACUAAAGGUGCUUACUCUCUCUCCAUACGAGACUGGGAUGAAGCCAAAGGUGACAAUGUGAAACACUACAAGAUCCGCAAGCUUGACAGUGGAGGAUAUUACAUCACUACACGAGCACAGUUUGACACAUUACAGAAGCUCGUCAAACACUACAUGGAGCAUGCAGACGGCCUUUGUCACAAGCUGACGACCGUUUGUCCCACAGUUAAACCUCAGACCCAGGGACUCGCUAAAGAUGCUUGGGAAAUUCCUCGUGAGUCCCUGCGACUGGAGCUCAAACUGGGCCAGGGUUGUUUUGGAGAGGUCUGGAUGGGCACUUGGAAUGGCACAACCAAGGUGGCUAUAAAGACACUAAAGCCAGGUACCAUGUCACCAGAGGCCUUCCUUCAAGAGGCUCAAAUCAUGAAGAAGCUCAGACACGACAAGCUGGUGCCUCUCUAUGCUGUAGUGUCUGAGGAACCAAUCUACAUUGUCACAGAGUACAUGGCCAAAGGAAGCUUGCUUGACUUCCUCAAAGAGGGUGAUGGUAAAUUCCUAAAGCUUCCCCUGCUGGUGGAUAUGGCAGCACAGAUCGCUGAUGGUAUGGCCUUUAUCGAGAGGAUGAACUACAUCCACAGGGACCUGCGUGCUGCCAACAUUCUCGUAGGUGACAAUCUGGUGUGCAAAAUCGCCGAUUUUGGCUUGGCCAGGCUGAUAGAGGACAAUGAGUACACAGCGAGACAAGGGGCCAAGUUUCCUAUUAAGUGGACGGCUCCAGAGGCCGCCCUGUAUGGACGCUUUACCAUCAAAUCAGACGUCUGGUCCUUUGGAAUCUUACUCAUUGAGCUUGUCACCAAAGGCAGAGUGCCCUAUCCAGGCAUGGUGAACCGGGAGGUGCUAGAGCAGGUGGAGCGGGGCUACCGCAUGCCCUGCCCUCAAGGUUGUCCCGAGUCUCUUCACGAGAUGAUGAAGCUCUGCUGGAAGAAGGAGCCAGAUGAGAGACCCACGUUUGAGUACAUCCAGUCUUUCCUGGAGGAUUAUUUCACCGCCACGGAGCCGCAGUACCAGCCUGGAGAAAACCUAUAGCCUGCUGGCUCUCUGCCUGACCCUGAUAACAGACUACAGGGCUCCAUCACAGAUGGAGAGGACAAGAAUGAUUCAACUUUAGAACGUUGACUGGGAGGCUGGCUCACCAGUUGUAGAAACCACUACAUCCACUGUCUGUUCUUAACUUUUUAAGGUCUUAAUUAGGUCUUCAUGGUUCCAUUAGAUUCCAAAGAACUGAGUUAGUCCAUGUCCAAAUUUCAUUUAGUGUCACGGGGGUAGGUCAGUGAGAUAAGGAGUUGGGCUACCCAUAUGUAGAUCUGGGUUUGAUUCCUGGUCACACUGCCUGUCUGUGUUGAGACACUUCAUCUGCAUUCUCAGUCCACCUAUCUGUAAAUGCCUUGGCUGGGGA
Messenger RNA from Thalassophryne amazonica, 2374 nucleotides. RefSeq names its product tyrosine-protein kinase yes-like. Gene Ontology annotation, molecular function: ATP binding; non-membrane spanning protein tyrosine kinase activity; signaling receptor binding. Gene Ontology annotation, cellular component: extrinsic component of cytoplasmic side of plasma membrane. The transcript has 12 exons. The coding region runs from base 352 to 2004 and encodes 550 amino acids. The record is from RefSeq and is a predicted model, not a curated record. Lineage: Eukaryota; Metazoa; Chordata; Actinopteri; Batrachoidiformes; Batrachoididae. Gene Ontology annotation, biological process: cell differentiation; cell surface receptor protein tyrosine kinase signaling pathway; protein phosphorylation.